Messenger RNA from Macrobrachium nipponense, 3086 nucleotides. Its product is annotated as serine/threonine-protein kinase 17A-like. Gene Ontology annotation, biological process: intracellular signal transduction; protein phosphorylation; positive regulation of apoptotic process. The coding region runs from base 382 to 1971 and encodes 529 amino acids. The transcript is spliced from 8 exons. Gene Ontology annotation, cellular component: nucleus. Gene Ontology annotation, molecular function: ATP binding; protein serine/threonine kinase activity. The record is from RefSeq and is a predicted model, not a curated record. Lineage: Eukaryota; Metazoa; Arthropoda; Malacostraca; Decapoda; Palaemonidae.
CGAGACUCUGCAGGACGAGAUGACGGCAGCGCGGGAUCGAGGCGUUGAUCGCACGAGUGUUAGCGUUACCGUUGAAGUGAAAGGGCACCGAGAGUGUUCGCAAAUUUUUAAAAAAAUAGUUGAAAACAGAUUUCCUUAGAAACUCUUCAGGAAAAAAAAAAUCACAAGGUCGUUUGGCUGUGUGCUCGCUCGCCCGCCCGCAUAGACACUAACAACAGCAACAGCGAAAUCGAUCAACGAUUUCAUUUUCAUUUUUAAAAGCCGUCCUUCGCAAAGAAAUUCAGGAUUGCGUCCAGGGACCCAUUCUACCCCUUCUCCCUCCUCCCUUGUAUCCCCCCCUGCCUCCAUCCACCCACGAAGGGAGAGACGCAGCCACCCCCCAUGGAAGAGUGCAAAGGCAGGGGUCAAGUGGGACCCGGGGUGGCUGUCCUGGACGACCACAAGGGCUUCCUGCAACUGACGAAGGAAGCCCUGGAGAGUCUCAUUCGGAAGGACCCCAUCACCGACCACUACGAAGUGGAACAGACGCCGUUUGCGAGGGGUAAAUUUGCCGCCGUCAGACGAGCCCGAUGCCUCCGUUCGGGAACAUGGUACGCUGCGAAGGUGAUGCGCAAGCGCAGGCGAGCGCAGGAUGUUCGACACGAAAUCCUACACGAGGCUGCGGUGCUCGUCCUGGCAAAAUCGUCCCCGAGGAUCGUGACGCUACACCAACUCUAUGAGACAGCUUCGGAAGUCAUACUCGUUCUGGAACUGGCUGGUGGAGGUGAACUGCAGAGAGUGAUUGAUGAAGAAGAAAGCCUACAAGAGGAUGUCGUUCGCCAGUACAUGAGGAAUAUACUAACAGGUUUACACUACUUGCAUACUCACAACAUUGCGCAUCUUGAUUUGAAGCCACAAAAUUUAUUGCUAAUGGGAAAACAUCCAAAGAGCGACGUCAAACUCUGUGACUUUGGCAUCUCAAGAAUAAUCCUGUCAAAUAUCGAAGUCCGGGAGGUUCUUGGCACUCCAGAUUAUGUUGCACCUGAAAUUCUCCAGUAUGAACCCAUCAGUUUAGCGACAGAUAUGUGGUCAGUUGGAGUGCUAGUGUAUGUCCUCUUGACAGGCCAUUCACCAUUUGGUGGUGAUACAAAACAAGAGACCUUCCUAAACAUAUCACAAGGACAAGUUGAUUUCCCCGAGGACCUCUUCAGUAAUGUUUCAACACAGGCUACAGACUUCAUAUCACAUCUGCUUAUUGUAGAUCCCAGUUCUCGGAUGACAGUAGAAGAAGCUUUGCAGCAUCAGUGGCUGAGUGGAGUGACGUCUCCUCUCUCAUCUCCAUUAAUAUCAUCUUCAUCUCCUUCUUGCACAUCGGAAAAGAAUGCAAAAAGAGCAGAUACUCCUCAUAAAGAUGUGAGUGAUGGAAAAACUGGAAAGUCAUCCCCAAGGAUUAACGGAGCACCAAAUAACAUUCCUCUGGCUAAUGGAAGUGAAUCAAACUCUCAUGCAAGUAAGAGGCUCGUCAGCUCUAGCAGAAGCAUUUCACCAUUACUUUCAUCAUCCAUGGCUACUACAGUGAAGCUUGCAAGGGAGCUGGAAGUGCACACGUAUCACGGAAGUAGAGAAGUUGACAGCUCGAAUAAGAAUACUAAAACAAUUAACAAGGAAAACAAUAAGAAUUCCCUGAAUAAAAGUAGUGAAUCUAUUUUACUUGGACAUAGCAAGGACCUUUCUGUUGGAAAUUCAAAACCCAGGUCAGUCCCAAAAAGUACUGUCAAACAUACCAGGGAACCUGAAAUGUCAAGAAAAUCAGUGCUGGCAAAGGAAAUUGGAAAGGAAAACAAAGAGAGCCCUAAAGAAAAGCUGAAGCCUUCUCCUUUGUCAAUGAGACGCCAAAGCACAAAGUGUGAUCCGUCUUCAGCAGAGCAACCUAAGUUUAGUUCAUUGCAAGCUCCUGUCAGUAUUAUAUUAGAAAAAGGGAUCAUAUGCUAAUCACAUUAUUCACUGAUGUAUACUCACGUAUAGAUAAUCUCAUACACACUGUAUUUUAUUGUAAAUAGUGUACAUAUCUGUAAACUGUAUAUUUAAAAUUCAGUCACCAUGGCAAUAAUUUUUUCUCAUCUACAUUGCUGAGAAUAUUUUUUCAGAAUUUUUUAUCAGUGAGUUUUUCAUUUCAGUUUUCCUUUUUGUAACUUUUUGCUGACAGGACUACGUAUUCAUUUUCUCAUACUUUAGUGCUACAACUUCUGUACUGUUCAUUAACAUGCAGUAUUACCAAGAAGCCAUAUUUUCUUUGCACAAGUCAGAACCAUAUUACUCAGGUAAACUAUACAAGUUUUAGGGAACCAUAACAGUAAUUAGAACGAUUAAGAGUAACUAUCCAGAGGUUCACAUUACUCACUACUGACAAAUUGGUGUUUAUGCCACUCUUGCAUCUUGAAAUUUCAUGCACAGUGCAUUCCUGAUUCAUCCAAUAAUCAUUGUCCUGUAUGUGAAUGAAGAAUUUUUGGUACUCUAAUGAUUGAGUGAAGAAGUUUGGUAGACUAACAAUUGUUUAUGUACUUGUUGAGUCAACAAUACUUUCCUUACCUAUAUAAUUACAGCCAAAAAUAUAUUCAUUAAUAAUGCUUUACCUUGAGGAAUUAUUUGAAUGAAUGGUAGUGAGAAUGCCAUUUUCAUUUACAGCAUUUAUGGUGUAUCAUUAUUUAUUUUAUAACUUUUGAUAGUGUAGAACAGUCUGAAACUGCAAUUUUAUUUGCUUAAAUCUGCACAAAGUUAGGUUACUUACUAAUAAAUCAGUAAUGACACUGUCCUUUAUGUCUGAAACAUGGAAGUUGUCAAUGUGAACAUGGUGAUCUUUCAUUGAGAGGAUGAAUGGAACUCCUGAAAUAUUGGGUGAUGGUCUCACAAUCUUCACUGUUGACAUUUAUGGAAAGGUACUGAGAGAAUGCUAGGGUCUAACUGCAUUUACAUUAGUUAGCGAGUGAAGACUUAGCAUGCAUUUACAGGAGGGAAUAUUGAAUGCAAGGGAAAGAGAAACAUAUUUUUGUACAUGAACUUCCCUGACAGAUAUAUACUUAGCUAUAGUCUCCGACGUUCCCGACAGA